Uranotaenia lowii is the source of this 936-nucleotide messenger RNA. It is a transcript of the gene Sgt1, whose product is annotated as protein SGT1 homolog. Gene Ontology annotation, biological process: protein stabilization. Bases 154 to 714 code for a protein of 186 amino acids. Gene Ontology annotation, molecular function: protein-folding chaperone binding. Lineage: Eukaryota; Metazoa; Arthropoda; Insecta; Diptera; Culicidae. The record is from RefSeq and is a predicted model, not a curated record. The transcript has 2 exons.
AAGAAGAAGAAGAUUUCCUACUGGGUAUUGCACUCGUUUCCACAAAUUUCUAGAAUCUGCAAUCGACCUAACAUUUCAGGAUCUUCAACAGUGGUAACUAUUUUCAUUGUUCCGGAAAACAAAGAUUUGAUCCUGCGACAGAAGUCACAAAGAAUGGCUUCGGUAAAGUACGAUUGGUAUCAAUCGGACACGGCCGUAACUAUUACGGUUUUACUUAAAAACGCUGCCGACAAGAACUAUUCCGUAACCCUCGAACAGAGCACAGUACGGCUGACGGCAGAUGGAAUCGAUCCGAUAGUGCUGAACCUUUGGAACGAUAUCAAUGUGGAUCAGAGCUCGCACAAAGCUUCCCCUAGCAAGGUGGAGAUCAAGCUGGCCAAAUUGAUCGGCAAUCGGUGGGAAGCGCUAGAGAAAAAAGCACAAGCCGUGGCCACUACGGAUCCGGCAGUCAAGAAAAAACCUCAUGACUGGGACAAGAUUUCCAAAGAGAUUGAAAAACAGGAUGCCGAGGAUAAACCGGAGGGCGAUCAAGCUGUAAAGGAACUGUUCCAGAAAAUCUACGCCGACGCAAGCGACGACACCAAAAAGGCCAUGAUGAAAUCGUUCUACGAAUCCGGAGGCACCGUGCUUAGCACAAACUGGUCCGAAGUGGGCGCUCAAAAGGUCGAUGUCAAACCUCCGGAUGGUUGUGAGUUCAAAAAAUGGGAAAACUAAGCGAGAUCAUAGAUUCAUCAGCACCACCCCUUCUUGAACGCGAUAUUUAAGUUUUCGUUUGAAUUUCUUUUUCAUUUAUCGAGAUAAGUUUGCUUCUUUUUUACUUUUUCCUUGAACUAACCAUUGAAUGCUCUUGAAUGAAUCGGAUUGAUAUCACCGUGUAUGAUAAACUAACAAAAUCAAUAAUUUAUUCGAGUUCCGAUUAAAAAAAUCACAAAUUGA